GGGAGUCAGGAGCAGAGAGCCCGGGAGCACUCAGGCCCGCUCUGCCCGCACACCUGGAAGAUGAAGAUCUCCAAAGGUGCCCUCCUCUUCCUCAUCCUUGCUACUGCCCUUGGACCCCCGGCCCAGGCAUCUUUUCGAUCUUCUGCCCCUGCCGUGCGCCGCUGUGGGGACUGCUGCUUGUCCUACACCUCACCAUCUUUCCUAUGCAAACACAUGAAGGAUUAUGUUCGAAGAAUUGUUGGGUGCUUCCUGCCUGCUAUCCUCUUCACAACCAACAAGGGGGAUGAGUUCUGUGCUAGUCCCCAGAUUCAAGCAGUGGAGUGGUGUAUGGAAGACAUGGAUGCAGCCAAGAGACAGAAAAAUGUGCUGGUUGAGAAGAAGCUACAAUAGAUACCACACACCCACCUCCAUUCUCACACUUUCUGGAGUUUCUUGGCCUGAAUUCUUUUGUCAAAAGCAACAAUUAUGUUCUGUUCUCUUUGUAAAAACUGUGCACCAAUAAAAACUGUUCAAUUUGACUGUACUUGAAC
Phyllostomus hastatus (greater spear-nosed bat) is the source of this 530-nucleotide messenger RNA. Its product is annotated as C-C motif chemokine 5-like. The transcript has 3 exons. The coding region runs from base 61 to 390 and encodes 109 amino acids. The record is from RefSeq and is a predicted model, not a curated record. Lineage: Eukaryota; Metazoa; Chordata; Mammalia; Chiroptera; Phyllostomidae. Gene Ontology annotation, biological process: immune response; lymphocyte chemotaxis; G protein-coupled receptor signaling pathway. Gene Ontology annotation, cellular component: extracellular region. Gene Ontology annotation, molecular function: chemokine activity; CCR chemokine receptor binding.